AUACUCCUUCUAUCAGAAAUCAUCACACUGAAUAAAAACAAGCUAACCCGAAAAAAAAGUGGGUCAUUUUCACGAUUAAAAAUAUGUGUUUAGUUAAGAUAAGAAUGUGAAAAUAAAAAACAGAACACAUCAUUUUAUCUAAACAUCAUGCAUAGACUGCAAGUUAUAAUUGUUGGACUUGCGUUUCUCUUUUGUGAAAAUGUUAACUUAUCCUCGGCAACUAUCUGUUAUGCUGUAAAACCAAUUUACAAUUCCGAGUAUAAUAGAAUUUAACCUAUCAAUUCUAUUUGCUACUGUUAUUCUUCUUUUAUAGAGGUCCACUCUAUGGAAGUAUUUUUUCCUACAAUCCAGCAUCGUCAGAAUUUCUAUUUUUUGCAAAUUUCUCAUUUGAAAUUGAUGAUAAUAGGACAUCUAUGUAUUAUUUUGUACCUGGUCCUGUAGCUAUCGUGAAUAGUAGUUCUUCAUUGUUGAUGUACAUGCCUGUACAAUGUGGAAUUGGACCUCAACGUUUAUUUUUAUUCGUUUUUGAUAUGGACAAGAAAAUGUAUAAGCAAAGUCGAUGGAUUUUACAUAAUGGAGAUUUUGCCUAUCUUUUUUAUGAUCCUCAACGUCAACGCUUAUUUGGAUUGCACGAUGAUUUAACAUCUACACUAUUUAUUGAAGAAUAUAAUAUGACAACAUUAGAUUUUAUUCGACACUAUACUCAACAAAAUAGUUCACAAUAUUCCGUUCCAAAAGCUGGUUGUGCAGUGUUUGAUUACGAAGAAAAUUGGAUUGUAGAAGUUCGAACACGAGUUGAAACUCCUUUGAUAAAAGCAUAUUUUAUUAAAAUGGAUUUAAAUCUUGUUGGGAAGAAAGAAGAUAUUGUUACUGAUUUUCAUCAAAUACCAAAUAUUGAUUUUCUUCUUACGAUGACUUAUGACAUAAAGGCAAAAACUAUAUUGGGAACACGAUUGCGUGGCUUGAUUGCUAAUGAUCUUGUCAUGCUCUACAUGAAUCCUUACACAAGUGAGAUUACUAAUGAAAACCUUCUUUUGAAAACGCCUAAUCAAUGGGUAGUGAAAGAUAUUCAAGCCAUUUAUGAUGAAUCAACUCGUCAAAUAUUAUUCAUGAUUCAUCAUCUACACUCGGCUACAUUGGAAGAUAUAUAUUGGAUAAUGUUCGUUGACUUUGAUACAAUGGAAAUAAAAGAGAAGAAACAAGACAGAUCGAUACAACUAUUUGAAACAUGGGAACUAUUCACUCUAUAA
Rotaria sordida is the source of this 1250-nucleotide messenger RNA. The record is from the annotation of a GenBank genome assembly. NCBI's taxonomy places the organism in Eukaryota, Metazoa, Rotifera, Eurotatoria, Philodinida, Philodinidae.